Melampsora larici-populina 98AG31 is the source of this 347-nucleotide messenger RNA. RefSeq lists its product as uncharacterized. Lineage: Eukaryota; Fungi; Basidiomycota; Pucciniomycetes; Pucciniales; Melampsoraceae. The record is from RefSeq and is a predicted model, not a curated record. The annotation marks the transcript as partial. The transcript is spliced from 3 exons.
UCCAUUCUGUGGAUGAUCCCUUGAAAAGGGGUAGAGACUAUGAUAAUGAUAUAGUCUUGUUUUACACAAUGAGUACGGUAAUGUUAAAUGCCCUCAUGUCUCCUCAGCGAUAUAGAGGGAGUUGGGCAGCACCAUCCCCCAACUCGGCCUUGGUCAAUGGAAUAGGGUACUUUCACUGCGCAUACGCGGAAGAAGGCUCUGUUUGCGAGCAGAGCAAUAUAAAAUUGGAAUUGAAAGUGGCUCCCAACGAGAAAACGAGGUUACGUCUGAUUGACGGCGCAGCGCAUGCUAUGUUUCGAUUUUCAGCUGAUGGACAUCCUGUUGGAAUUAUUAUGUGUGCUACGUAA